AUGGUUAAAAGUGACGGUUCCUCGAGAAUCUCCCGUAAGGGAAAGGUUCGCCUAGGGAGCAUGCGCACUCGCAUCCUGACGUACAUCGAUGUCAGUCGGAGACAGGGGGCGUGGUCUUUGUCGGAGCGGGAGGGGGAAAGCCGGAGGAACAGCUUUCCGGGCGUGCGCAGUCCACCCGGCGACGGUGAGUUUAUCCCAGCAGUGGGGCCUGCGGCUGCGGACAUGGGCGCCGCCACUGCCGAAGCGGAUCGGACUCUCUUUGUUGGCAACCUCGAUUGUAAAGUGACGGAGGAGCUGCUCUUCGAGCUUUUCCAUCAGGCAGGUCCUGUAAUAAAAGUUAAAAUUCCAAAGGAUAAAGAUGGUAAACCAAAGCAGUUUGCGUUUGUGAAUUUCAAACAUGAAGAAUCUGUUCCUUAUGGAAUGAAUCUACUUAAUGGAAUAAAACUUUUUGGAAGGCCCAUCAAAAUUCAGUUCAGAUCAGGAAGUAGUCAUGCUUCUCAGGAGGUUAGUUCAUCAUAUUCCCAGCAUAAUCUUGGGAAUGCAAGUCCAUCUAGCAUACCACAGUCCACUUCAGCUUCUAGCAGAUAUGAAAGGAAUAUGGAUAACUUGACAUCUGGAUAUAAUGCUUCACAAAUGAUACAGAGGUCUUUCUCAUCUCCAGAUAAUCUUCAAAGACAGGCUGUGAUGAACAAUGUUCUGUGGCAGCAGCAGGGAUCAUUCAGUGGAAAGUUUGUACCUCAGCAUUUGGAUCAGCCUAGUUUUACACCCUCAGGGCAGCAGCAUGGUCAUUCAUUUAACCUCUCUUCAAGCUCCCAGUGGUGCCAGGAUACACCAGUGUCGCAAAGGAAAACCAGGCAGAAUUCCCAUCCCUACCAAUCAGAUAGGCUGUAUAGUCGCGAGCAGCGUUAUGGGGAUCAUGGAUCUGACCAUCAUUAUAGAGGAAAUAGAGAUGAUUCCUACUAUGAAGAUAGGAUCCAUGACGGUUGGAGCCAUGACUAUGAUAGCAGAAGAGAAAACAGUAGGGAUGGAAAAUGGCGCCCAUCCCGGCACUAAAGUAUUAAGAUGAACUUUAAAAGAAAAAAGUGGCUCGGAUUAGGCCCUUUUUUUGGCUAUGUUGAUGUGGAAAUGACUUCUUUGAAAACUGUAGAAAACAGCUCUGAAAGUUGCUACAUUUCCUUUUUAAAAAUUUUUAACUUACCUGCAGUAUAAUACAAAGAGGAAAAAAAAAAUAGUGGUUCCAGUUUUAUUAUAUUAACAGCCUUUCACCUCAGGGUUUUAUGAAGAGGAAAGGUUUUUUUUGCAAAAGAAAGUGCCACAACUCCUAAUCAUUGUAGUAAGUUUAGGAAAACGGGUGGAUUGUAAAGUUUGGUUGUAUUAUAAAGAAAAUAUUUUAAUUAUUUGUAACUUUUUGUAGUGUAACACAAUUGUCUUGGUAGUAAAUCCUAUUUUGGUGUGUGUGUAGUAGAAUACAUCAAAGUUGAUAGCCCAAAGUGGCUAUCUGUAUUUUGUUAUUAAACAGAAAAAUAUUACUUUUUGAUGAUCCAUUUUACUGCAAAUAAUAUUCAAGCAAAAAAAAAUCCUUGUAAAAGGGGAUGAAUCAUAUUGGUUUAACUUUUGAUGGAACUUAAAUUUAAGUUCUGUAAAGUUUCUUUGAAUUUACCUGAAUUGAAUUACACUGUAUUCAUACAUAUUCAUCAGUAGAUUUAUUCUAAAAAUUAAGAAUUUUCAUGAAAUCAUGUUUGAUAUUGCAAAAAAUUACUCAGGAAGUAUUAAAUCUCUCCAAGGGUAUGUUUUUUUGUUGUUUUUUGUUUUUAACAUUUAAAAGACCCUAGUGAUAUUCAUGUGUACCCUUUCCCCUCCCCCCCAAUAAGUUUUAUCAUUGCGUAAGACAAAAUAGUUACACAUUUUAUUGAAAUAUACUUUUGGGUUUUAAGUGCCCAGUGAAAAUAUAGUUGUCUUUUAAAGUGGAACUCUAGUUUGCUUAUCUACUUGAUAAGCACUUAAGAAAAACUAGUCUUAAAAUUCAUCUGAUUUUAAGAUCUUGUUUAAUGAACAGUUUUUAGGUGUCAGAAUUAUACUGUGUUUCCAUUUACAUAUAGAAAAUAAACUUGUUUGUAAAAGUACAUUCCUUCAAAAGUUUGGAACACUUGCUUACUAAAGAAUCAAGCCAUUUCUUUCAUGUGUUGCUUUUUAUUAUUAGACAUUUGUCCAAGAAAAAGUUUUGUUAUCUUGUCAAUGAAUGAAAGCAGUUGCAUGUGAAAGAUUAGGCCUGCCCCUUUAUUUCGGUUUCAUACAUCAGUUGGCUGAAAGUUAAGGUGAUCAUUUUAACUUAGUGUCUGUUACCUGUGCCCUGAAAUAAGUGUCAUACCUUUUUAACUUAGCUUUUAUUUAAUCAAUAAUUCCAGUACUGUAUACUAAUUAAAUGGAUCAUUUCUGCUCUCUAGGAGUUAAGUGUGAUUUUACUUGUCCAGGUUUUCAUAUCAUAAAAAGCACUUUGUAAAACUUAAUAUGUCAGCUAUUGUCUGUAUUAUGGAAAAAUUUGGACAUGUGUACACAUAGAUGCUACACACACAUAGGUAAAUAUAUAUAUAUAUAUACACACACACACAUACAUAAUACAUAUAAACAUCAUUUAUAAGACACAGUAAGGCCCCUGAGUCCAUGGGUUAUAUGUUCCAAGAUCUACCAUAGAUAGUUGACACUACAGAUAAAAACAAAAUACCCGCUGACCCCAUAUAUAUGUGCUCCCUCCCUGUUCCUGCUCCUUGGCUGAACCUACUCUGUGGACUCCCUGCCUCUAAAAAAGACAAAACCCCAGCCCUCUCUCCCCACCCCCCCAAGUGGAGUUGAAAGCAGAAGCGUCUAUAGGUGGCCCUCUCCAGCUUUGCUUUGGUGAUAAUGGUGAGUAACUGAAACUGGGAAAGUGAAACUGGAUAAGGGAUUCAAUCCACUGUAUAUAAAUAAAAAUUACAGGUAUUAUUCCCAUUUUACAGAUGAUAGGCUCAGAAGUUAAAAGACUUGCCAAUGGUUAUAUAGCUAAUAAUUUCUGGUGUUUUGAUUUGAGCCCAUGUCUCCUGACUCCUAGGCUAGUGUUCAUUCUACUCUACCACCCGAUGGCUCUGAUAGGUGAGCUUUUGCCUUAUCUGUUCUGGAGCCAGUUCUCCACUUUGCUUUCUAGCCAUCAUCUUCAUCACUUGCCCACUUCCCAUCGCAAUAUUAGACUCUGUCCCUGGAUCUUCCAGCUUUGUCAGGUGAGCUUUCAUCUUUAUUAUACCAGAAACCAGGCUUCUAUGGCACAACCCAGCAACCCUCUCUACCUCUUCCAAAUCUCUUACUUUGUAGUUUCCCUUUAUGUGUUGUCUUCCUCCAUUAAAAUGUAAUCUCUUUAAGGUCAAGGACAGCCUUUGGUUGCUUGUAUUUGCAUCCCAACUAUAUCAAAUAGUACCUGGUACAUAGUGCUUAAUAAAUAUUCUAUGUUUUUAA
Monodelphis domestica (gray short-tailed opossum) is the source of this 3483-nucleotide messenger RNA. RefSeq names its product RNA binding motif protein 7 (gene RBM7). Gene Ontology annotation, biological process: regulation of alternative mRNA splicing, via spliceosome. Gene Ontology annotation, cellular component: nucleus. Gene Ontology annotation, molecular function: single-stranded RNA binding. The record is from RefSeq and is a predicted model, not a curated record. Lineage: Eukaryota; Metazoa; Chordata; Mammalia; Didelphimorphia; Didelphidae.